This is a messenger RNA of Electrophorus electricus (electric eel), 1893 nucleotides long. It is a transcript of the gene grapa, whose product is annotated as GRB2 related adaptor protein a. Lineage: Eukaryota; Metazoa; Chordata; Actinopteri; Gymnotiformes; Gymnotidae. The record is from RefSeq and is a predicted model, not a curated record. Gene Ontology annotation, molecular function: protein binding.
CGCUCUCUCUCUCUCUCUCUCUCUCGCUCUCUCUCUCUCUCUCUCUCUCUCGCUCUCUCUCGCUUGCUUCACCUCCUUAGCUUUCUCUUACACACUAGCACUGUCUCACCUGCUUAAUCUAGCUCAUGUGUUCACAUUGUGUCUAGUGGCCAGUUUUACCUCCCCUGACCAGCGGUCAGGCUUCGUGUCGCUGCUCAAUGUUUGCCUAUGCUCAGCUCUCCUCUCUUUAGUUUCUGUUCUUGACGCAGCCCCUUCAGUCUACUGCAGCUGUGCAGUUCUUCUUGCCUGCUGCUAAGCUGGGCAUCGGCUUCAACUUUCGUUCAGCGGUCACAGCAUGGAGGCCGUGGCUCUUUACGACUUUCGUGCCACAGAGAGCGAUGAGCUCAGCUUCCAGAAGGGUGACAUACUCAAGAUCACCAAUAUGGAAGAUGAUCCAAACUGGUACACAGCAGAGUUAAUUGGAAGGAGGGGCUAUGUGCCCAAGAACUAUAUCAAUGUAAGACCGCACAUAUGGUUUGCGGGACGAAUCUCCAGACUCGUUGCUGAGGGAAGGCUGCGGCAGCUUGAGUGUGGAGCAUUCUUGGUGCGGGAGAGUGAAAGUGCACCUGGGGAGUUCUCCAUGUCGGUCAGCUAUGGUGAUCAUGUGCAACACUUCAAGGUUCUGAAGGAGCGAGAGGGGAAUUAUUAUAUCUGGGAAGAAGUUUUUUCCUCCCUCAACCAGCUGGUGGAAUUCUACAAGAGUAAUAGCAUUGCUAAAGAAAGGACUGUCUUCCUCAGAGAAACAGAACACUCACCACGAAGGCCCCAUCAUGUCCGAGCACUGCAAGACUACAACACACAGCACAACUCGCAGCUGGCCUUCCAGCAAGGUGAUAUCAUAGACCUGCUUGACUGUUCAGACCAAGAGUACUGGAAAGGCCAUUGCCAUGGCCGUGUGGGCUUCUUCCCCAGAGAGUAUGUGAAGCCCAUUUACCACUGACUUCUCGUGACACCUUAAUUGUGGGGACCUAAUUUACAUGCGGACUAGAAACCAAUAUCCGAAGAGUUAAUGUAGUGUCCGAGCUGGUGCGAAAGGUAAAGGUCAUGGCUGGCAACUUUCAAAGAAGAAAACGAUGAGAAACAAUGUAACCAUUUUCAUUUAGCCACUACACUGUAAAAGCAAUGAUGGCAUCACAAAAAGAUUUUUGGACUAUUUAUGCCCUUUGAUAAAAGGAAGAAACAUUACUAAGAGAGCAAUAGAAAACAGAAUCCACCUUUUUGAAUUCUCUGAAGUUCAGUGCAUUUAUAAAAAAUUCAACCAUCUUACUAUGGCUAGUCUUUUCCAUCUUAGUGUUUACAUGAAUGCCACUUAAGAAGGAAAAUAUAGUGGUUGACAUUAUGUUUCAAGUUAUUUUAUAUCUAAAAAAUGCUAGAAGCAUAGCAUCUUCAAGCUAAGAUCCAAGACUGUUUGUUGCUGUCCUCCAAAAACAAAACAUUUAUGCAGUAAUCAGUGGCAUCAUCAACUAAAUAAAGGCUGGUGGCAGGUAUAUGUAUAAAGAUAUGCAAGUAAUCAUAUUUUCUUAUAUGAAACUGAAUCAAACCAUGCUGCUUUUUAAGCCAGUUCACUCGCUCCCACGUCCCUCCAACACCGCCAAACCUACGCCUGAUGCUGCUCACAGGCCCACAUGCUAUCAAAUGUAACAUUUGUGGCAUAUUCUUUGUGCACUUGAAUCGAUUUGUUCAAAACGGGGUGUAUUUUCAUUAUUUACAUCGUACUUAAUGUAUAUCUACUUUAUUAUUUUAGAUUUUUUUUUCUUUUUUCUCAUUUUGUUAUCUAAAAUAUCUUGUCACAUAUUUGAAUUCCAUGUGUCAACUAUUAGUAGCAAAAAUGUAAAUAAAUGUGUUAAAGAUGAG